UUUCUUAAUUUGUUUGUGACGUGCGCUGUAUGUAAAAAGUGACGACACUCCUUUCCUUGUGUUUUCAAACACCAAGCAAGUCUGCAGUGCUCCAGGGCGUUUCGCCCUUUACCAGGUCGCUCUGUCCCCACUCGGAGAGCCUCAAUUUCUCAAGGCAAUCCCUGUAACACCAACUUUUUACAUUACCAAGACAUAAAAUAACCUUGCUUGCUUAUUUUAGCCGUCACUCUUCCCCAUGCUUGUCCCUCACGGUUGAGCGGCGCUGACCUGAUGACACCUGCUUACUGUCGUUAAACUCAGCAUUUUCAGAUAGCCAAGACAGGCCAUUCCCUGGUUGGAUGGGACCUUAUUGCAACAGCACGACUCCGCACAAGCCGCUUUGAAAAUCAAUCUGCAGACGUUUGCUUGAUCUCCAGACAGAAACUCUGAACCCACACUCACCCUUCCCACCCCAAUUCUCGCUCGAAGAUUGAAGCGCCUGGGAACCGUCUCCCUAACACUACCCAGGACUGGCCCAAGAGGGGAACUGGACCUUGCGCGCCUAUGAUCCCGGCGCCGCCACGUCUGUCGGCGUGCGUGACGCCAGCGCGCUUGCGCGCACGGAGGCCCGCCCCUACAUCCGGGGCCUGGACGGCAGCAGGGCCGCCGCGCGGAGGUCACGUGGCUCUUUCCUUUCCGUCUCUGGCCGGCUGGGCGCGGGCGACUGCUGGCGAGGCGCGUGGAACCUUACGCUGGUUCCCCUUCGUCUCCUCUCCCGGCCCGGGCCACUAGAGAGUUCGCUGACGCCGGGUGAGCUGAGCCUGCCGCCAAGAUGCCGGCCUAUUUUCAGAGGCCGGAAAAUGCCCUCAAACGCGCCAACGAAUUUCUUGAGGUUGGCAAAAAGCAGCCUGCUCUGGACGUUCUUUAUGAUGUUAUGAAAAGUAAAAAACAUAGAACAUGGCAAAAGAUACACGAACCAAUUAUGUUGAAAUACUUGGAACUUUGCGUGGAUCUUCGCAAGAGCCACUUGGCAAAGGAGGGGUUGUACCAGUAUAAGAACAUUUGUCAACAGGUGAACAUAAAAUCUCUGGAGGAUGUUGUUAGGGCAUAUUUGAAAAUGGCAGAGGAAAAAACUGAAGCUGCUAAAGAAGAAUCUCAGCAGAUGGUCUUAGAUAUAGAAGAUCUGGAUAAUAUUCAAACUCCUGAGAGUGUUCUCCUAAGUGCUGUAAGUGGUGAAGACACUCAGGAUCGUACUGACAGAUUACUUUUAACUCCAUGGGUUAAAUUCCUGUGGGAGUCUUACAGGCAGUGUUUGGACCUUCUUAGAAACAAUUCUAGAGUAGAGCGCCUUUAUCAUGAUAUUGCCCAGCAAGCUUUCAAAUUCUGCCUCCAAUACACGCGUAAGGCUGAAUUCCGUAAACUGUGUGACAAUUUGAGAAUGCACUUAUCGCAGAUUCAGCGCCACCAUAACCAAAGUACGGCAAUCAAUCUUAAUAAUCCAGAGAGCCAGUCCAUGCAUUUGGAAACCAGACUUGUUCAGUUGGACAGUGCUAUCAGCAUGGAAUUGUGGCAGGAAGCAUUCAAAGCUGUGGAAGAUAUUCAUGGACUAUUCUCCUUGUCUAAAAAACCACCUAAACCUCAGUUGAUGGCAAAUUACUAUAACAAAGUCUCAACUGUGUUUUGGAAAUCUGGAAAUGCUCUUUUUCAUGCAUCUACACUCCAUCGUCUUUACCAUCUCUCUAGAGAAAUGAGAAAGAAUCUUACACAAGAUGAGAUGCAAAGAAUGUCUACUAGAGUCCUUUUAGCCACUCUUUCCAUCCCUAUUACUCCUGAGCGUACGGAUAUUGCUCGACUUCUGGAUAUGGAUGGCAUUAUAGUUGAAAAACAGCGUCGCCUUGCAACACUACUAGGUCUUCAAGCCCCACCGACACGAAUUGGCCUUAUUAAUGAUAUGGUCAGAUUUAAUGUACUACAAUAUGUUGUCCCAGAAGUGAAAGACCUUUACAAUUGGCUUGAAGUGGAAUUUAACCCGUUAAAACUCUGUGAGCGAGUCACAAAGGUUCUAAAUUGGGUUAGGGAACAACCUGAAAAGGAACCGGAAUUGCAACAGUAUGUGCCACAACUGCAAAACAACACCAUCCUCCGCCUUCUGCAGCAGGUGUCACAGAUUUAUCAGAGCAUUGAGUUUUCUCGUUUGACGUCUCUGGUUCCUUUCGUUGAUGCUUUCCAACUGGAACGGGCCAUAGUAGACGCAGCCAGGCAUUGCGACUUGCAGGUUCGUAUUGAUCACACUUCUCGGACCCUGAGUUUUGGAUCUGAUUUGAAUUAUGCUACUCGAGAAGAUGCUCCGAUUGGUCCUCAUUUGCAAAGCAUGCCUUCAGAGCAGAUAAGAAAUCAGCUGACAGCCAUGUCCUCAGUACUUGCAAAAGCACUUGAAGUCAUUAAACCAGCUCAUAUACUGCAAGAGAAAGAAGAACAGCAUCAGUUGGCUGUUACUGCAUACCUUAAAAAUUCACGAAAAGAGCACCAGCGAAUCCUGGCUCGCCGCCAGACAAUUGAGGAAAGAAAAGAGCGCCUUGAGAGUCUGAAUAUUCAGCGUGAGAAAGAAGAAUUGGAACAGAGGGAAGCUGAACUCCAGAAAGUACGGAAGGCUGAGGAAGAGAGGCUGCGCCAGGAAGCGAAGGAGAGAGAGAAGGAGCGUAUCUUACAGGAACAUGAACAAAUCAAAAAGAAAACUGUUCGAGAGCGUUUGGAGCAGAUCAAGAAAACAGAACUGGGUGCCAAAGCAUUCAAAGAUAUUGACAUUGAAGACCUUGAGGAAUUGGAUCCAGAUUUUAUCAUGGCUAAACAGGUUGAACAACUGGAGAAAGAAAAGAAAGAACUUCAGGAACGCCUAAAGAAUCAAGAAAAGAAGAUUGACUAUUUUGAAAGAGCCAAACGUUUGGAAGAAAUUCCUUUGAUAAAGAGCGCUUACGAGGAACAGAGAAUUAAAGACAUGGAUCUGUGGGAGCAACAAGAGGAAGAAAGAAUUACUACAAUGCAGCUAGAACGUGAAAAGGCUCUUGAACAUAAGAAUCGAAUGUCACGAAUGCUUGAAGACAGAGAUUUAUUUGUAAUGCGACUCAAAGCUGCACGGCAGUCUGUUUAUGAGGAAAAACUUAAACAGUUUGAAGAGCGAUUAGCAGAAGAAAGGCAUAAUCGAUUGGAAGAACGGAAAAGGCAACGUAAAGAAGAACGCAGAAUAACAUAUUAUAGAGAAAAAGAAGAGGAGGAGCAAAGAAGGGCAGAAGAACAAAUGCUAAAAGAGCGGGAAGAGAGAGAGCGCGCUGAACGAGCAAAACGCGAGGAAGAGCUACGAGAGUAUCAGGAGCGGGUGAAGAAAUUAGAAGAAGUGGAAAGGAAAAAACGCCAAAGGGAGUUGGAAAUUGAAGAACGAGAACGUCGUAGAGAGGAAGAGAGAAGACUUGGCGAUAGUUCACUUUCUAGAAAGGACUCUCGUUGGGGAGAUAGAGAUUCAGAAGGCACCUGGAGAAAAGGACCUGAAGCAGAUUCUGAGUGGAGAAGAGGCCCGCCAGAGAAGGAGUGGAGACGUGGAGAAGGGCGAGAUGAGGACAGGUCUCAUAGAAGAGAUGAAGAGCGGCCCCGGCGUCUGGGCGAUGAUGAAGAGAGAGAGUCCUCUCUUAGACCAGAUGAUGAUCGGGUUCCCCGGCGUGGCAUGGAUGAUGACAGAGGCCCUAGACGUGGUCCUGAGGAAGAUCGGUUCUCUCGCCGUGGGGCAGACGAUGACCGGCCUUCUUGGCGUAACACAGAUGAUGACAGGCCUCCCAGACGAAUUGCUGAUGAAGACAGGGGAAGCUGGCGUCACGCGGAUGAUGACAGACCACCUAGACGAGGACUGGAUGAGGACAGAGGAAGCUGGCGAACAGCUGAUGAGGACAGAGGACCAAGACGUGGGAUGGAUGAUGACCGGGGGCCGAGGCGAGGCGGCGCUGAUGAUGAGCGAUCAUCCUGGCGUAAUGCUGACGACGACCGGGGUCCCAGGCGAGGGUUGGAUGACGACCGGGGUCCCAGGCGAGGGUUGGAUGACGACCGGGGUCCCAGGCGAGGCAUGGAUGAUGACCGGGGUCCCAGGCGAGGUUUGGAUGAUGAUCGAGGACCUUGGAGAAAUGCCGAUGAAGAUAGAAUUCCCAGGCGUGGUGCAGAGGAUGACAGGGGCCCUUGGAGAAACAUGGAUGAUGAUCGGCUUUCCAGACGUGCUGAUGAUGAUCGCUUUCCCAGACGGGGUGAUGACUCAAGACCUGGUCCUUGGAGACCAUUAGUCAAGCCAGGUGGAUGGAGAGAGAAAGAAAAAGCCAGAGAGGAGAGCUGGGGUCCACCUCGAGAAUCAAGGCCAUCAGAAGAACGUGAAUGGGACAGAGAAAAAGAAAGGGACAGAGAUAAUCAAGAUCGAGAGGAGAAUGACAAGGAACCCGAGAGAGAAAGGGACAGAGAGAGAGAUGUGGAUCGAGAGGAUCGCUUCAGAAGACCUAGGGAUGAAGGUGGCUGGAGAAGAGGACCAGCUGAGGAAUCUUCAAGCUGGAGAGACUCAAGUCGUCGGGAUGAUAGAGAUAGGGAUGACCGUCGCCGUGAGAGGGAUGACCGGCGUGAUCUAAGAGAAAGACGAGAUCUAAGAGAUGAUAGGGACCGAAGAGGACCUCCGCUCAGAUCAGAACGUGAAGAAGUAAGUUCUUGGAGACGUGCUGAUGACAGGAAAGAUGACCGGGCAGAAGAGCGGGACCCUCCUCGUCGAGUUCCUCCCCCAGCUCUUUCAAGAGACCGAGAAAGAGACCGAGACCGAGAAAGAGAAGGUGAAAAAGAGAAGGCCUCAUGGAGAGCUGAAAAAGAUAGGGAGUCUCUUCGUCGUACUAAAAAUGAGACUGAUGAAGAUGGAUGGACCACAGUACGACGUUAAGUCUCAAGAUAAUGGAUUUAAACUGGUGUCUUAAAUAGGUUUGAUCACAUUCAAGGAUUAUUAUACUUGUGCUUCAACCAAUCUAAAUUGGAUUCUUUAAUGUUGUUUCACCAUAACACAAAAAGCAUGAACUUGUAUUAAUCCUAUAUAAUAGAUUGAUCAUGCACCAUAUCCACAGGAGGUUGGAAAAACCAUGCCAUUUUCUGGAAUUUAAGGGUGUUGCAUUAUUUCAUCAAUCAUUUGUUGACAAAAAAGAAAAACUAAAAAAUAAAUUUAAAAUGUGAACUUUCAGGUAUUGAGUAACACCUUUAUCUUGGUAUAGAACUGAUAUAUUUUUUUUUAUUUUGAAAUAUCUGAUAUUAAUUUGGAAUGAAGUAAGGUUCUGUUAAAGAAAAUAUAUUUGAAGACCCUUUAAAGCAGUGAAUCUGAAACAAUUUUCACACUUUUACGUGGUUAUGUACCUAUUUUAGGUAUUUUGAGGUAUUUACCAUAAACUAAAUUUAGAAAGUUUUUAGAUUCACUUGAAGUAAACAUUAUAAACAUUGGAUACGGUGGGGUUUUCUUUAGAUUUUACUUGAGAGAAGGUGGGUACAAAGCAAUUUGCAGUUGUUGUAAUGACAAGAAGAAUACUGCGCAAGUGUGAAUCCAAACAGUAUAGCUUUUAAAUUUUAAAGCAUUUGGUAAACUAUCGCUGAGUUUUUUUCUGUUGCCAAUAGUAAACUGCUUUUCCAUUAAUGGAGAAUUCAUGCCUUUCAAGCAUUUUAAAUAUGACAGUAUUUAUAAAUGUAUGGUUUGGAGGAAUCGUUUAAAUUCUUUCCUAAUUUUCUUUCUCUUCAAGAUAGAUUCUUUCAACAAGUAAUUUGUAGUAAUGACUGUGUUGACUUCAAUUUUGGAGUGUAGUAGCUAUGUUAAAGAUUAACUAUUUGGUCUCAUUGAAGCCAACACAGAACUUGCUGCUGUGUUUUUUCUUCAGUGAUAAAUAAAAUACUUACAGAAUUUGUUUUAGUGUUGAUUUGUGGUUAUAGUAUUUUGUUUAUGGUAAGUUUGCAUCUUCAGUUGAGUUUUUUUACUUGAAUUUUUAUCAGUGCCAUUAAAUGUCUCUGUUUAGUAUCAAUGAAUAUGAACCUAAAUAUAACAAAGAAAGCAUAUGUGGCUAGGAUGUCUCCCCUAAAAUGUCUUCCUUUGUUAAUGCAGAAAUUCCUUAGUUUCCUUGUAAAGCUGUCCUCUGAGUUUGUGUGUGCAUGUGCGUGUUUGAAGUACCACCUUGGGUUUUCACCUGAAAUUAGAAAAAUCAUAGUUAAUUUGAGAAAAUGUUACAAAUUCAUCAUGGCUGUAGGCACUUCUUAUUUCUGUUACUGAGUAGUGGUGAGAAUUCCUAUUGGUACAGCUGGAGGGCCAGAAGAGGGAGUAUUGAUGCUUUUUAACUUAACCAGAUACAGCCUUUUUUGUUUGAUGUUACCAAUGACAGAAAUCAUUUUAAACACCUUUCUUAGUAUCUGGUAUUUCAAAUAUGUAGAAGUCUUUAAAGGUCUUUUGUGGGGAGAAGGACUUUUCUUUCAUAACAAGAGAAUUUCAGAUCAGUGAUUAUCAGUGGGGCAGUAACCUGCUAAGAGUUUGCUUCCUGGAGAGUAGAUCUGUAUGUGUGACAUCACAGGUAAGCCCCAACAAUUUAUUUAAUCAGAUUUGUUCAGAUGAGUUACUGUUGGCCACGUUAGGGUUAGGUUUUAAGGCUAGUCAGGAAACCCAUUCUUUCUGCUCAGUUUCCCGUACUGUUCUCCCAAGUUCUUUGUCCUGGGAGCAGAACCCAAGUGCAAGAGGAGGGCAGAAGAGUCUGAUGCUGUUACCUUGCGAUCCUGCUCUUGGUUUCCACUGCCCAGGCUGUACAACUCUGUCUACUCCCACUAGUAGUUACCAACAGGUGUUAAAGGAAAGCUGAACAAGCAGCCUACUCGCUGAUCUGCUAGGUGGUCUUCCAUGUUCCUGGUGGCUUCUGCAGUUUCACUGAGAGUAACAUUGCUGUUAAUACAGAUAGAUCCGAUAGUAGAGACAUCAUCGGUCCAAAAAAGACUCUGCAUCUCAUUAGUUGUCCAUAGUGGCUACCAGGAGGUGGUUGGCAUCUAUAAUGUGUGGGACGUUUUUAUGUCAAGAAAUGCCUUUUUUUUUUUUUUUUAAACCAAAGACACUGACCAUAGAUUUAUAAUUUUAUAAGUCUAAUUGAAAUACAUGGGGUACUGUGAAAGGACUGUUGCUUGAGUGGCUACGAUUAGAAAAUCAGGACUAACAAACUUUUCUUUGUCUGGAAGCAUAUAUAUUUGUGAUAAAAUUUUAAUAUGUAUAAUUUUGGUUUAAUAAAUCAAAUCUAUGACAAAA
Cercocebus atys (sooty mangabey) is the source of this 7300-nucleotide messenger RNA. RefSeq names its product eukaryotic translation initiation factor 3, subunit A (gene EIF3A). Lineage: Eukaryota; Metazoa; Chordata; Mammalia; Primates; Cercopithecidae. The transcript has 22 exons. Gene Ontology annotation, biological process: translation reinitiation; formation of cytoplasmic translation initiation complex. The record is from RefSeq and is a predicted model, not a curated record. Gene Ontology annotation, cellular component: eukaryotic translation initiation factor 3 complex, eIF3e; multi-eIF complex; eukaryotic translation initiation factor 3 complex, eIF3m. The coding region runs from base 812 to 4930 and encodes 1372 amino acids. Gene Ontology annotation, molecular function: mRNA binding; translation initiation factor activity.